Mucor mucedo is the source of this 1369-nucleotide messenger RNA. RefSeq lists its product as uncharacterized. The transcript has 5 exons. The record is from RefSeq and is a predicted model, not a curated record. Bases 33 to 1241 code for a protein of 402 amino acids. Gene Ontology annotation, molecular function: RNA endonuclease activity producing 5'-phosphomonoesters, hydrolytic mechanism. Lineage: Eukaryota; Fungi; Mucoromycota; Mucoromycetes; Mucorales; Mucoraceae.
CUUUCUCUCUUAUUUUUCUUUUACCGAAUACCAUGGAUCAUAUAUACCAGCUUUUAUGUAUACCAAGAGCUCCUUCUCUUUCCAUCAAGGAUUUUAAUAAUGGAAAUUAUAACCAAUUUUUGGAAAAGUCCAUGAAAUCAGCUUCAAGUCUUUCAAAAGAUGCUGAACUUAAGGCUGAUGCAUCGAAUCAACUUGCCAAAUUGUUAUCUGCAAAAUCACAUAGUCCUUCCAACACUCUGCGCACCAUGAAUGAAAUGUUUGCAGAAGCAGCCAAAGCGUGUCAUUUUGAUAGAGAGCGUGCUUUGAUUGAAUGGCUUCAAACCUGUGUGUCUACGGUGGUUGAAUUUGGCUUGGAUCCAGCCUCAGCCGACAACAAAAUUUAUACUGAAAAACCACCCAUCGAACAAAAAAAAAGCAGUGACCGUGGUGUGGCUCAAAGUAAAAAUAAGAAGAAGCCUGUACAGGAACCAGAGGAAUCUGAAUGGGACGACGAUGAAUUUGGUUACGAUCGUAUUGGUCAUUCCGACGAUGACUAUUGUCCUUCUGACGAGGACGAUGCUGUUGUUCCUAAGAAACAACCUGGUCGUAAAUCCUCUCCCGCUAAAAAAGCAAGUUCCAGUAGUGACACCGAAGUCAAGAAGCCUAAGGCUCCCCGCAAAAAGAAAGACGACCAGGUCGUACCUGUUUCUAAAAAGGACGCUACUUUCCCUGUGAUUAAGGAAGGUGCAGGAUCAAAGGCUCUUCAUAAAUAUAUCCAAGAUAUCCCCUGUGCAAACGCACUAUCUUCUGAUGCCUUAUCAAAUGGUUACUUUGCUCGAGCCUUCUUCUUCCCCUCCAAAGAUAGUUUUAAUGCGUUCUUGUCCGUUUUAAACUCAGCUCAAAAGUCAAUUGAUAUUUGUGUGUUUGCAUUUACAGACGAUGAUGUAGCUGAUGCAUUAAUUGCAGCCAAAAAACGUAAUGUGGCUAUUCAAAUUAUUACAGACAACCAACAAGCUGCUGGUAAAGGUGCGGAUGCGAAGAGGUUGCAAGAAUCCUACGGUAUACCCUUUAAAACGGACAAUACUACUGGUUAUAUGCAUAACAAAUUUGCCAUUAUUGAUAACAAGACACUUAUUAACGGAAGUUUCAAUUGGUCCAAGGGAGCACGAUUCAAGAACCGAGAGAAUGUUUUGAUCACUAAUAUCCCUCAAUGUAUCAAAGAAUAUCAAGGUCAAUUUGACUCACUCUGGAAAGAAUUUUAAUAACAUUUAAACAUACAUUGUAUCUAUAAUAAAUAUUUCAUACUUAUCACUAUCGCAAACACCCCUUUGAUACAUCAAAAUUUAGGGGAAAAGAACCGUUUUCACAUUACCACAAUGUAAUACUCUCC